GCACGUUAUGUCUUUUUGCUUGAAAUCCUCAUUAGCACGUCUAUCACCAGCCUUCGCAAGGUCAUUUCAGAACAGGGCUGCUCUUCGCUUAGUCCCACCAACCAAUGGCACUAUCACCACGCCUCAGGAGUUCCUAAAAGCAAUCGGGCGUUCAUGUGAAACUAAGCUAUCAGUUGAUAACUGGGAUGCAUUAUGGAAAACUUCGGGGUUGGAUCUUCGUAAAUCUGGGGUGUCGGUGCGAGACCGUAGAUAUAUAAUGUGGUGCAUGGAAAAGUACAGGCAAAACCAACCUCUUGAGGAGUUUGCGCACGAACCGAAACCGAGGAAAAAGAUCCGGGGGCGGGGUCCUUCCGUGCAGCAUGGAAAACGCAUACGUUCUCGGCGAGAUACCUAGACCUUGCUAGUGUAUAUUUAAUGGUUUGGCCACGCCGCAAUCCCGGCAGUUGAUACCACGAGACAGUAUACUCUAUCCUAAUACCUUAGCUGCAUAUCAAAUCAUACAUCCAGACAGUACUGAUCUAGAGAACUCUGACCGCGAGGAGCGGCGGCAACGUGUAUGUCCCCCGUUAUGAGAAUU
Messenger RNA from Serpula lacrymans var. lacrymans S7.9, 577 nucleotides. RefSeq lists its product as uncharacterized. The coding region runs from base 8 to 394 and encodes 128 amino acids. The transcript is spliced from 4 exons. The record is from RefSeq and is a predicted model, not a curated record. Gene Ontology annotation, cellular component: mitochondrion. Lineage: Eukaryota; Fungi; Basidiomycota; Agaricomycetes; Boletales; Serpulaceae.